UCGCUUGGCCAGUGGAACUGACGGCGUGAUAAAAGCGGGAACUUUACCGUGCCGACCUCGUGCUCGUUGUUUUGUGCGUUUUUUGGCCGUGUGUUUAUCACGGGCACGGGGUAAGGUGAUCAACGAUGGCGGGGUACAAAUGCGUUAACUUUGCCGAUCUGUGCCGCCUGUGCGCGAGCAGCGGCGGAGCGCGGCUGGGAAUCUUCACCGACGAGGGCCGCAGGAGGAAGGUCCACAACAAAAUCACCGAAUCGCUGCGAAUAAGUAUACAAGAGUCGGAUCGAUUGCCAAAGUCCGUCUGCAACGGGUGCCUGCGGCAGGUGGAGGCGCAAGUCGAGUUCCGGGAGGCGGUCGUACGGGCACAGAGCAUGCUGGAGAGCUGUCUAAACUCACCGAAGCUGAAGAACGGUGGCAAGGUGUACAUCAAGGAUGAAAAGCCGAAGGAACCUGCACCCGUUAUCAGUGCGCCACCGAGUAUACCGCAAAUCGUGACUUCCCUGCCGGUGGCGAACGUAACGAAGGCGGUACCGAUGAAGCUGUCCAUGGUUGGACAGAAAACCGUCCAAGCGCAGCCGGGCACUCAGAUAGUGAUCAACAACAACCUACCGAAGGCAACGACCAAUGGGCCGGUAGUGGUCAGCAGCAGUGGCAACGUUGCGCAGAGCGUAACAAUUCCGACAACGGCCACCAUCAUGGCACCGGGCAACAACUUUCUCAGCAGCAUCAUGCAGGCGGUCGGUAUAACGACGGAUGAGUCAAACCGAGUGGCCACCCUACCUGGCGGACAGCAACAGCAGCAGCAUCACAUUAUUGCGCAACCACAGCUCGUGCUCCAACAGCAGCCGCAGCAGCAGCAGCAGCAGCAGCAGCAUCAACAACAACAACCGAAUCAACUUGCGCAGUACACGAUAACGCUCGAUGGACAGACGACCCUCAAGGCGAACAACGUCCACUACAAACUGCAAAACGGAACAACAUUCACGCAGGUUGACGAGUUUAUUAAAAUCAAAGCCGCGACGGGCAAGCCGCAGAAACGAGAAUCUCAGCAAGUGGUAAUGUCCGAAACCACUCCGGUAAAGAAGCAGCGAAUUAUUCAGUUUAUUAAACCCCCCGUGAACCAAACGCCACCGAAGGCAACACUGUCCCUGGGCAGCACUCCAACUGUUUCACCGAUCGUUUCGAGUGGUUCGAUAGUGUGUGCCACCAGCACCGGUGGCGGCCCCGUUACCAGUACGCCCCUGAACGGGGGCCAGCUAAAACUGGUGGCCACCGGGAACAACAAGUGUCUGGUGCCGAUCGUGGUGAAAAACGAUGCGUCAGGAGAGACCGCAUCCGUCGGAACCGGGACGAUCUCAAGCGUUCCUGCGAACGGCGCCGUGCAGUUUGUACAGAUGAAGGUAGAAGCUGGCCCGGAUGGCGUUUUGCGGUUUGCACCGGCACACAUUAAUCCGCAGCUUACGAUCACUCCGCAACCGAUGCCCGCACAGUACGGCAUGCAGACGACGACUGGACAAUCGCUACAACCGACGAUGACGAUCGUCCAGAACCAAAACCAGCCAUCACAGCAACCAUUGCCGACCGUGCUACAAGCGACAACAGCGUCUGGCCAAACGAUAGGCGCCAACUAUGUUACACUGAUGGGUAAACCUUCGCCGGCGCCCCAAACACAACCCGAUGCCAAUGUGCUGCAACCGACCAACGUUGUCCUGACAGCACAGGCAGCCCCACCACAGGGCCAACAGCAGCAAACGCAGGUGCAGCCACAGCAGCACCGUCCACAGCCACCCAAAACGAUCUCGACGACAAGCUAUGCUCCUGCGGCCGGUACCGGGAAGCAAAUGGUUAAUCGCGUUUUCACGGCGCCACCGGGGCGUAAAGGAAUCGUAGCCCCCGCAGCCCGAGCGAGCGCUCCAAGACAAGCGCCGGCGACCGCUCCUAAAGCAACGCAACCCACGGCAUCGUUGCCUCGAAGCAGCAAGCAACCAACGGCACAGGUUAAUCGCUCUACGGCCGCCACGGCGCAAACCCGGGAAGUAACGGUCGCGAAAGGCCAAACGCAAACGAGAACGUCGAACGCCAGUUCGGCCGACAGUGACAGUGGCACCGAGGGGGUGGCGGGUACUGAAGAGGAAACCGCUUUCCGCACUACCCAGUCAAUUAUGGCGUCGCAACAGAUGACGGCCAUUUCGGCAAUGUCCGGCAAACAGGAUCAGACGGAACAGGUGCUCGAUGCGGUCGACGUAAGCAUCACGACGUGCGACGUUUGCCAUAAGGUGUUUGGCCGCAAAGAACAUUUGGUGCAGCACCUGAAGUCUCACAUCGGGCUGCGACCGUUCAAGUGCGAAGCUUCCGACUGUUUGAAGACCUUUAGCCGCAAAGAACAUCUGUUGCGCCACAUGGUGUCACACACCGGGAAGAAGAUGUUUAACUGCGAUAUGUGCCAGAAGCUGUUCUCCCGGAAGGACAACCUCAACAAGCACAAGAAAACUCACGUGGACCAGAAGUCAGCGCCGUUCACGUGUUCUAUCUGCAAUACGGACUUCUUUGUGAAGAGCCAAUAUGUGAAGCACAAAGCGAAACACGCGGAUGAUUCGCUGAAGCUUUCAGUGAAAAAGGACCCUCCUACGGCGACGAAGGCGCCGGCACCCAAAACGAUGGCACCCGUCACGGUGAACACGGUAUCGCAGCCGGUUCAGGCGAAAGUAUCCCACCCGCUACCGAACAGUAAUGCCAUCACGUCGAUCGCCACAGGCCAACCGACGGUUGUGCAGUCGUUGCCGGUCACCAUCACGCACACACCCAACAACGGGGCCACCAUCCAGCUGCCAACGUUCCAGGCAACGCAGCAAAUGCAGCAGCUCAUCCAGCAACAACCGACGGCAGCAUCGGUGACCACCAUCCCGCAGGCGACCGGCCAACCGCAGCAGAUUUUCACCAUUCCCGCGCACAUUAACGGGAAACAAGUUCUGCAGCACCUUCAAAUCGCGCUCCCGAGCUGUAUCGCCCAGCAGCAGCACACGGUGCAGACCCAAUCGUCGACUGUGCAAACGCUCACGGCGACCGCGGGUGGAGGUGUAACCACACUGGCCAGUCUGGGUGGUGCCCGUGCUACGAUCAUCAACACCGUCGAUGGCAACACAAUGUUCACGAUACCGUCAAACUUGCUGUUCGAUUCGUCGCAGCUGAUUGCGACGAGUCGUCAGUCGUAG
This is a messenger RNA of Anopheles bellator, 3209 nucleotides long. It is a transcript of the gene pad, whose product is annotated as transcription factor Sp4. The record is from RefSeq and is a predicted model, not a curated record. Gene Ontology annotation, molecular function: histone deacetylase binding; zinc ion binding; RNA polymerase II cis-regulatory region sequence-specific DNA binding. The transcript has 6 exons. Gene Ontology annotation, cellular component: nucleus; cytoplasm. Lineage: Eukaryota; Metazoa; Arthropoda; Insecta; Diptera; Culicidae. Gene Ontology annotation, biological process: cell fate commitment; regulation of transcription by RNA polymerase II. The coding region runs from base 126 to 3209 and encodes 1027 amino acids.